UAGCUAGCAGGCAUCUGUCUGUCUCACAGCAUCACCUAUUCAUUACUGAAGAAAGGCACAAGAUGUCCCACCACAUAGUUGGGAUGAUUCUAGUCUAUCUACGGAUGGCUGCCUCGGAAGAAGGGAUACAAAUCCUGCAAAGCCCAGCACAACUGUGGCUGACCUCUGGACAGACUGCACAUCUGGACUGUAGAAUAUCAAAAGAAGAAUGGCGAGUGCGGUGGUACAAGGAACAACAAAAUGGAAGUUUGCAUGGGAUUCAUCAGAGUUCUCAGUCUGAAUCUUUAGAUGGAAAAUACUUGAGUAAUGUGAACAUUACGGCAAACACAUUUUCUCUACUUAUCAGUAAUGUACAAAGAGAUGACUCAGGGGUUUAUUACUGUGGCCUCUCUGCCUCUGUGUAUCUACAGCCCAACUUUGGGAAUGGGACCAGACUAAUUAUCACAGAUGCCUCCGAGCCGAGCCUUUCCAUCCUGGUUCCCUCCAACCCAGAGGAUGCUGAGCUUCCCCCCAUCAUUCCUCUGCUCUGCCUGCUCUCUGAUUUCACUCCUCCCUGGAGUGAAGUUCUUUGGCACACUUGUGAGGAGGCAUCUGACAGUCAGACGGAUGCUGGAGCCAUAGACGGGAACGGGGUCUUUAGUGUUUGGAGCCUAAUGACAAUCCCUUCUGAGACAUGGAACCAGGAGACGAUCUGCACUUGUACAGCCAAGGAGAGCAGCACAGGGAGAAGCAUCAAAGUUACAGUCUCCAAGGAAACAGGAGACUGUAGGAUUGUGUUCUACGCGGGGCUGCCCUGUAUUUUCAUCCUUCUCCUGAUCCAGCUGUUGAUCUUGCUCUGGAGAAAGUGCCCCAUCAGAGGGAGAGCUGUGCAAAGAGGCAAUCAAAUACCUAUGAGGCAGAUGCCACAGACUGAAUAUGCGACUCUGAUGUACAGUAACAGAAAUGCUCCUCUGUGACUGAGUCUCACAAAAAUGGCGUAUGUUUUUUUUAAAACAGGAGAUGCAGAAAGAAAUAAUGAAAGAGAAAGCGAGAGAUAUAUAGAAAGUCUCAUG
Caretta caretta (loggerhead turtle) is the source of this 1052-nucleotide messenger RNA. RefSeq names its product immunoglobulin gamma-1 heavy chain. The record is from RefSeq and is a predicted model, not a curated record. Gene Ontology annotation, cellular component: B cell receptor complex; external side of plasma membrane. Gene Ontology annotation, biological process: B cell receptor signaling pathway; B cell differentiation. NCBI's taxonomy places the organism in Eukaryota, Metazoa, Chordata, Testudines, Cheloniidae.